AGCCGAACCGACUUUCAAGGGUUUUCAGUUCGCCCUUCCCUCUUUUCCCUCUCUUGUUCUCGAUCGCCGCCAACCCUGAAGAAGGGCCGAUCGAGGAGAACACGGACGCGCGAUGGGUAAGGGAACGGGGAGCUUCGGGAAGCGGAGGAACAAGACCCACACUCUGUGCCUGAGGUGUGGGCGGAGGAGUUUCCACCUCCAGAAGAGCCGGUGCGGCUCCUGCGGCUACCCUGCCGCUCGGAUCCGCAAGUAUAACUGGAGUGUGAAAGCAAUUAGGAGAAAGACAACAGGUACAGGAAGGAUGAGAUAUCUUCGUCAUGUGCCUCGUAGGUUCAAGAGUAACUUCAGAGAAGGGACCCAAGCAACUUCAAGGAAGAAGGCUGCAUCUACUGAAGUUUAAAAGGAUAGAGACAAUGUCUUUACUAUUGGAUCAUCAUAAAGUCUUGUUUAUCAGCUACUCUUUGUUUGCGAUUCUUCUCUUCGAACAUUAUUGUUGAAGAUAAAGCUUAUGCAAUUUUUAACAUGCUUGCUUGGAAGACAAUAUUUUAGUAAUUGCAAUUUUGAAUGAGACAUCCAUCUAUU
This is a messenger RNA of Musa acuminata subsp. malaccensis (wild Malaysian banana), 582 nucleotides long. RefSeq names its product large ribosomal subunit protein eL37z. Gene Ontology annotation, cellular component: cytosolic large ribosomal subunit; ribosome. Gene Ontology annotation, biological process: translation. Gene Ontology annotation, molecular function: structural constituent of ribosome; RNA binding. The record is from RefSeq and is a predicted model, not a curated record. NCBI's taxonomy places the organism in Eukaryota, Viridiplantae, Streptophyta, Magnoliopsida, Zingiberales, Musaceae.